This is a messenger RNA of Armigeres subalbatus, 1435 nucleotides long. RefSeq names its product vitellogenic carboxypeptidase. Lineage: Eukaryota; Metazoa; Arthropoda; Insecta; Diptera; Culicidae. The record is from RefSeq and is a predicted model, not a curated record. The coding region runs from base 23 to 1435 and encodes 470 amino acids. Gene Ontology annotation, molecular function: serine-type carboxypeptidase activity. The transcript has a single exon. Gene Ontology annotation, biological process: proteolysis.
AGAAAGGAUUCGUCAGAAUAACAUGGCGAAAAUACAUUUAUUAGUGCUGUUUGUGUUCACCUGCUCCACAUGCAGUGACGCAAUAUGGAACCCGUAUAAAAAUCUCAUACGAGGAUCAGCCUCUCCCCGUCGUUCAGGUGAAAGUGGAGAACCUUUGUUCCUGACACCGCUGUUACAGGAUGGCAAGAUUGCAGAAGCUCGGAAUAGAGCCCGCGUCGAUCUACCAAUGAUGAGUGCGGUGGAGAGCUACUCAGGAUUUAUGACCGUCGACUCCAAAUUCAACUCCAAUUUGUUUUUCUGGUAUGUGCCAGCACAGAAUAAUCGUGAGAACGCCCCCUUGUUAGUAUGGUUACAGGGAGGUCCGGGUGCGUCGUCACUGUUCGGAAUGUUCGAGGAAAAUGGGCCAUUCUUUGUUCAAACAAACAAUACGCUCAAACAACGGGAAUACUCCUGGCACCAGAACCAUCACAUGAUCUACGUCGACAAUCCAGUCGGAACUGGAUUCAGUUUCACCGACAGUGAGGAAGGUUACGCCACCAAUGAAGAGCAAGUUGGCGAAAAUCUGAUGAAAUUCAUUCACCAGUUCUUCGUUAUGUUUCCCAAUUUGUUGACUCAUCCAUUCUACAUCGCUGGUGAAUCCUAUGGUGGGAAAUAUGUUCCUGCCUUCGCUUAUGCUAUGCAUACUUCGCAAGACCAACCUAAAAUCAACCUGCAGGGAUUGGCUAUUGGUGACGGCUACACUGAUCCUCUGAACCAGCUGAACUACGGAGAGUACCUCUAUGAACUGGGCCUGGUCGAUAUGAAUGGAAGACAGAAGUUCGAUCAGGACACGGCUGCCGCCAUCGAGUGUGCCAAACGCAAAGACAUGCAAUGUGCGAAUCGCCUCAUCGGAGGUCUGUUCGACGGCGUUGACGGGCAGGAUUCGUUCUUUAAACGGGUUACAGGAUUCUCGUCCUACUAUAACUACGUACAGGGAGAUGAAUGCAACAGUCAAAACAGCGCCCUUGUAGAGUUUCUCAGUAACCCGGAGGUUCGAAAGGCUAUUCACGUUGGUGAGCGACCGUUCAACGAUUCAGAUGGAGAUAACAAAGUGGCGGAAAAAUUAUCCGACGACACAUUGGAAACCGUGGCUCCCUGGGUUGGAAAAUUGCUGUCCCAUUAUCGUGUGCUGUUCUACAACGGUCAGCUGGAUGUCAUCUGUGCCUACCCGAUGACGGUGAACUUCCUAAUGAAGAUGCCGUUCGAUGGUGAUAACGAGUACAAGCGGGCCGUUCGUGAAAUCUAUCGGGUUGACGGUGAGGUUGCUGGAUACAAGAAGAAGGCCGGACGCCUUCAAGAGGUGAUGAUCCGGAAUGCCGGACACAUGGUUCCACGGGAUCAACCCAAGUGGGCGUUCGACAUGAUCAGCUCCUUCACUCACAAAGGUUCUUUGUGA